Molecule: messenger RNA, 1696 nt
Organism: Nicotiana tabacum (common tobacco)
Lineage: Eukaryota; Viridiplantae; Streptophyta; Magnoliopsida; Solanales; Solanaceae
Product: stearoyl-[acyl-carrier-protein] 9-desaturase, chloroplastic
Biological process (GO): fatty acid biosynthetic process
Cellular component (GO): chloroplast stroma
Molecular function (GO): stearoyl-[ACP] desaturase activity
Source: RefSeq, a predicted model, not a curated record
CCUUAUAUUUUGGUGCAUCUGUCUCUCUCCACCUUUCAUUUCUCUUUCUGCUUUCUUUAACUUUUACCUUAGGCGGACCGAACGAGGUACUCUGAAAAAGCCAUCGGAAAAAUGGCUCUGAAACUCAAUCCGACGACGUUUCAAUCCAUUAAAACGACAACGUUUCCUUGUUCUCCACUCAGAUCUCAUAGAGUUUUCAUGGCUUCAACACUUCGUCCCCCGUCUGUGGAAGGUGGAAGUGUGAAGAAGCCAUUCAGUCCUCCACGUGAGGUGCAUGUUCAAGUUACCCAUUCCAUGCCGCCAGAGAAGCGUGAAAUCUUUGAUUCCUUGCAAGAUUGGGCUGAGAAUAAUAUCUUGGUGCACCUAAAGCCUGUCGAGAAGUGUUGGCAGGCCAGUGACUUUCUUCCGGAUCCUGCAUCGGAAGGAUUUGAGGAGCAGGUCAAGGAACUGAGGGAGAGAUGCAAGGAAAUUCCUGAUGACUACUUUGUUGUAUUAGUUGGAGAUAUGAUCACAGAGGAGGCUCUUCCAACUUAUCAGACGAUGCUUAACACCUUAGAUGGCGUUCGUGAUGAAACUGGUGCCAGCCUUACUCCUUGGGCUAUUUGGACUAGGGCAUGGACUGCCGAGGAAAAUAGGCACGGUGACCUUCUCAACAAGUAUCUGUAUCUUUCUGGAAGAGUUGAUAUGAGGCAAAUUGAAAAGACAAUUCAGUACCUCAUUGGCUCAGGGAUGGAUCCUCGCACGGAAAACAACCCGUAUUUGGGUUUUAUCUACACUUCCUUCCAAGAGAGAGCUACCUUCAUUUCUCACGGAAAUACAGCUAGGCAUGCUAAGGAGCAUGGGGACUUGAAACUAGCACAGGUAUGUGGUAUAAUUGCUGCAGAUGAGAAGCGCCAUGAAACUGCAUAUACCAAGAUUGUGGAGAAGCUGUUUGAAGUCGAUCCAGAUGGCACUGUACUGGCUGUUGCUGACAUGAUGAGGAAAAAAAUCUCGAUGCCAGCUCAUCUGAUGUAUGAUGGCAGGGAUGACAACCUCUUCGAACACUUCUCUGCUGUAGCUCAACGCCUCGGCGUAUACACUGCAAAGGAUUAUGCAGACAUUCUUGAAUUUCUGGUGGGAAGAUGGGAAAUGGAGAAAUUGACUGGUCUUUCUGGCGAAGGACGCAAAGCGCAAGAUUAUGUAUGUGGACUGGCUCCGCGUAUUAGAAAAUUGGAGGAGAGGGCACAAGCCAGGGCCAAAGAGAAGGCUCCCGUUCCUUUCAGCUGGGUAUUUGGUAGAGAGAUUAAGCUCUGAAUGCUAUAUGUUUGAAGGGUUAUGUUUACUUUCCGAACACCAAUCGCCAUAGGAAUUGGUAGAAAAAAAAUUCAGGGUAUGGUAUCUAUCAAGUAAGUAUUUGUCAUCCCUUUGUAGGGAAGAUGCUAUGGAGUUAAAAUUGCUCCUCUAGAAUCCUGUAGAUACCUUAAAUUUUGUUUUUGUCUAGCAAUUGUUUUGGUAAUAUCAAGAAAAAGGACAGCCUUAAGUUUUACCUCCCCUUUUAGCGCAUGUAAGUUCUUUAUGAGUUGGAUAUAUGAAAUGUUGAGUGGCUAUGUAUAAGACGAUUGAUGUUAUAUGUUGCUCUAAUUUGACUAUUAAGAGUGCUAUGUAUAAGACGAUUGAUGUAAACUGCUAUGGUUUACAGUCAAUAGUUAUUAACAAA